Messenger RNA from Ostertagia ostertagi, 1212 nucleotides. The record is from the annotation of a GenBank genome assembly. Lineage: Eukaryota; Metazoa; Nematoda; Chromadorea; Rhabditida; Trichostrongylidae.
AUGAAAUUCGCAGGUGUUCGGCAGUAUUUUCAUGUUACCUACGGCUGGCUCGUUAACACUGACGGCCAGCAGGCAGUUACUGGGGUUGACGGCGGCGUAGAUUGUUCGACGCAGUGUUCCCGUUCUCCACAUCGUAAACACACUUCUCUCUCUCGCGCGACUGAUUUCGACUUUUUUCAAUCGGUCGUUUUUAUUGCAGUCCUUGCUGGAGCUCUUCUCGAAGAAGCCGAGCGUCUAAUUGACCGUGGAAUUCAUCCGAUCAAAAUCGCCGAUGGAUUCGAUCUCGCAUGCAAAAAGGCACUUGAAACACUUGACAAAAUCGCUGACAAGUUCCCGGUCGCCGAUCGUGAACGUCUUGUUGAAACGGCGCAGACGUCGUUGGGAAGUAAAGUGGUGAACAGAUGCAUUCGGAAGUUCGCCGAGAUCGCCGUGGACGCAGUGCUAUCAGUGGCCGAUCUAGAAACUCGUGAUGUGAACUUUGAGCUUAUCAAAGUGGAGGGAAAGGUUGGUGGCCACCUCGAAGACACGGUACUUGUAAAAGGCAUCGUUAUCGACAAAACAAUGUCGCAUCCCCAAAUGCCGAAAGAAUUGAGGGACGUGAAGGUCGCUAUUCUCACCUGCCCAUUUGAGCCACCCAAGCCGAAAACCAAGCAUAAGCUCGAUAUUACUUCAUCUGAAGAUUUCAAAGCGCUGCGUGAGUAUGAAAAGGAAACCUUCGAGAAGAUGAUCAAGCAGGUCAAAGAUAGUGGUGCAACGUUGGCAAUUUGCCAGUGGGGCUUCGACGACGAGGCGAACCAUCUCCUGCAUCACCAUCAACUUCCGGCUGUUCGUUGGGUGGGAGGACCGGAAAUUGAGCUUUUGGCUAUUGCUACGAAUGCCAGAAUUGUACCGAGGUUCUCGGAACUUGCUCCCGCAAAACUGGGCUCUGCUGGUCUUGUACGUGAGGUUACAUUCGGAACUGCACGCGACCGCAUGCUGUCCAUUGAGCAGUGCCCGAAUAGUAGGGCAGUCACCAUAUUUGUUCCGUGGAGGCAACAAAAUGGUCAGCUUACAAUAAUUAUUGACGAAGCCAAGCGUUCGAUUCAUGAUGCGCUCUGCGUAAUCCGCAAUUUGGUCCGAGAUGAUCGCAUCGUGUACGGCGGCGGCUCUGCGGAGACAGCAUGCGCUAUUGAGGUGGCAAAGGAGGCGGAUAAGGUAUGUGACUUGUCGUAA